Molecule: messenger RNA, 1907 nt
Organism: Manihot esculenta (cassava)
Lineage: Eukaryota; Viridiplantae; Streptophyta; Magnoliopsida; Malpighiales; Euphorbiaceae
Product: fe-S cluster assembly factor HCF101, chloroplastic
Exons: 16
Coding region: 16-1671 (551 amino acids)
Biological process (GO): iron-sulfur cluster assembly
Cellular component (GO): chloroplast stroma
Molecular function (GO): ATP-dependent FeS chaperone activity; ATP binding; 4 iron, 4 sulfur cluster binding
Source: RefSeq, a predicted model, not a curated record
CACUUGCACGGAAACAUGAGGCCAGAGUUCACUCAACUUUCUCACUCUGAGCCAGUUCUUGCAAUGCAAAGCUCUCUUCACACUCCUUCUAAAAUGCCACUCCUCUGUGCACCUUCCUGGCUCUAUCUCUCCUUACAGACCUUAAAAUCUCAAUCAAAAGCAGGGCUGCUUCUGCCAGGGAAAUGUCUUCAGUUUUCAGCUCCCUGUUGCUCAAUUCACUCUCUGAAACUUGAAAGAACACUCUGUUUAUCACAUAAAACAAGAACUGCUGCUUUCCAAGAUGCUUCUGCAAUUUCAAGUGAUACAGCUGAGAGUGAUGUGUUGAAAGCCUUGUCUCAGAUUAUAGACCCUGAUUUUGGAACAGACAUUGUCUCAUGUGGGUUUGUGAAAGAUUUAGAGAUUGAUGAAGCUCAGGGAGAGGUCUCGUUUCGGUUGGAGCUCACAACACCAGCGUGCCCAGUCAAGGACAUGUUUGAACAGAGAGCAAAUGAAGUGGUUGCUAUGAUUCCUUGGGUCAAAAAUGUGAAAGUAACAAUGUCAGCACAACCAGCCAGACCCGUUUUUGCGGGGCAACUUCCUGCUGGGCUGCAGACAAUUUCAAAUAUUGUGGCAGUUUCAAGUUGCAAGGGAGGUGUGGGGAAAUCAACUGUAGCUGUAAAUCUUGCAUAUACUUUGGCUGGUAUGGGUGCUAGAGUGGGCAUUUUCGAUGCUGAUGUUUAUGGUCCAAGUUUGCCAACAAUGGUCUCCCCUGAAAACCGACUGCUAGAGAUGAAUGCCGAGAAAAGAACCAUUAUUCCAACUGAAUACAUGGGAGUCAAGUUGGUAUCUUUUGGAUUUGCUGGACAAGGUCGUGCAAUAAUGCGAGGUCCAAUGGUUUCUGGAGUCAUCAACCAACUUCUGACUACUACCGAGUGGGGGGAGCUUGAUUACCUUGUAAUUGACAUGCCACCUGGAACCGGUGAUAUACAACUUACUUUAUGCCAGGUAGUCCCAUUAACUGCUGCUGUUAUUGUGACCACCCCCCAAAAGCUAGCAUUUAUCGAUGUUGCCAAAGGAGUUCGCAUGUUUUCCAAGCUUAAGGUGCCUUGCAUUGCUGUAGUCGAGAAUAUGUGUCACUUUGAUGCUGAUGGGAAACGCUACUAUCCAUUUGGUAGAGGUUCAGGCUCUCAGGUUGUCCAGCAGUUUGGCAUCCCUCAUUUGUUCGAGCUUCCAAUUAGGCCAACUCUAUCUGCUUCUGGAGAUAGUGGAAUUCCUGAAGCUGUGGCUGAUCCUCAAGGUGAAGUUGCCAAGACAUUUCAGAACCUUGGAGUCUGUGUUGUGCAACAAUGUGCCAAGAUUCGUCAGCAAGUGUCAACAGCUGUCACAUAUGAUAAAUCAAUCAAGGCAAUUAAGGUGAAGGUGCCAGAUUCAGAUGAAGAGUUCCUUUUGCAUCCUGCAACUGUCAGACGGAAUGACCGCUCUGCCCAAAGUGUGGAUGAAUGGACUGGGGAACAAAAACUGCAGUACACUGAUGUUCCAGAAGAUAUUGAACCAGAAGAAAUUCGGCCAAUGGGAAACUACGCCGUGCAGAUAACAUGGCCAGAUGGAUUUAACCAGAUUGCUCCCUAUGAUCAACUGCAAACAAUAGAACGGCUGGUCGGAGUUCCUGAAACAGCUCCUGUAAGGGCAUAAUAAUGUCAGGUGUAAAUUCAAGGACAUUACAAUGUGAAAAUCUUUCUAAACACAGUUACCUCAAUUACAUGAAAUUAGGAUGAGGCUGAUGUAAGCUCUUCAAGUGUUUCUCUCUUCAUUUUUGCCUUCUGCGCCUGGCUCCUCCUUAUUGAGUUCUGGGCACGGUGUAUAGCGGCACUCUAAUAGCAUAAGUUCAUAUAAAUUCAUGCAAUGAAAUCUCCUGUGUUAAAUCUCAA